Molecule: messenger RNA, 1070 nt
Organism: Drosophila bipectinata
Lineage: Eukaryota; Metazoa; Arthropoda; Insecta; Diptera; Drosophilidae
Source: RefSeq, a predicted model, not a curated record
GAAUUCUUAUUCACCAUGUCUAGGCGUAUACUGGUUACUGUUUUUCUUCUGGUGGCGUUGCUCGGAUUGAGUUUGAUGCCAUCUAGCCAAGCACGGCCAAAACGAGGUCGGAAAAGGGCAUUUGGUGUUGGCCUUUUGGGCGGAGCCCUAGCCGGAGCCGUCAUUGGAAAUGUUGUGGCUAAAUCCCACGCUCCUCCAGCGCCGGCGCCUGCCCCUGCUCCUGUGGCCCAGGUGCAUCACUACUACCAGCCAGCUGUUCCUCCUGUCAUUACCGCUCCGGUUGCAGUACCCGUGGCCGUUCAGCCUGAUCCCAAGAAGAUGACAGUGAUUGAAACUGGUACUCCUGAUGCCAAUGGAUGCUACAAACAGACCAUUAGAGAGCCCAAUCCCAGCAACCCUAAGACUUACACCGAAACUGAGCACCUGAUAUGUCCCACCCUGCAAGCCAAUGUCCCUCCACCGGCUAUAGCUCCUAGUCCUGUUCAAGUUCCUGUGAUGCCACAGCCUGUGCCAGUCAUACAUGUUCCAGCUGCUGCUCCUCCUGCUUCGGUGCCUGCAGCAGCACCUGCUCCUGCUGUUGCUCCUGUGGCACAUGCUUCUGUGGCACCAGCUCCUAUUUCUCCCGUCCAUUUAAGUUAUCCGCCUGUGGCUCAUCCUUCAGCCGCUGCUCCAGUUCCAGCUUCGGCUCCUCUUCCUGUUCCUGCACCUGCUCCCGUUCCGGUUUCCCCUCCUGGCCACGCUCCAGCUCCAGUCCCCGCUUCAGCGCCCGCUCCAGCUCCCAUUCCUGUUCCGGCUCCCGUUCCCGCUUCCAAUCCCGCCAUGCCCCAAAAUCCUCAUGUGAUUGUAUUGUCCAAGAAAACGGUUUACUAUCCCAAGAAAAAGUCCUUGGCACCCACACUAAGUAUUCCACAAAGCAUGCUGGUUCUGAUAGUGCUAUUCUAUAGCACCAAAAUGGUUCUAUUUUAAAUUCAAAAACCAAAAACUAGCUUUAUAUAUUAAUUCAAUAGUUUUUAAAGUGUCUCAUAUUUUGACUCAUUUUUGUCUUAAAUAAAAACCGCUGGUUAAUUAAA